Molecule: messenger RNA, 1695 nt
Organism: Klebsormidium nitens
Lineage: Eukaryota; Viridiplantae; Streptophyta; Klebsormidiophyceae; Klebsormidiales; Klebsormidiaceae
Source: the annotation of a GenBank genome assembly
AUGGGUGCAGGGGCUACCCCUACGGGGGAGGCCGGCACUCAGCUUGGUGCAGGGGCUACUCCUACGGGGGAGGCCGGCACCGGGAGCGAGGAGUCCGUUUUGACGGAGGGCGCCGAAAAGAGCGGCGAAGUCGUGGAAGAGCCGGUGGUCACCCCGGCGGAUUUGGGGACGAGGAGAAACCCCCCAAGAGAGAGGAGAUUGCCGGAGCGUUUUAGGGUUAACCUCGCGGCGGAAGGGGUUAGGGAUAACCCGCCAAAGGGGUCAGGGGAGCAUCCCGAGCCCCAAAGCUAUCAGGAAGCCAUAGGGGGAGAAGAGAGUGAGCUCUGGCGGUUGUCCAUGGACGAGGAGAUGCGGUCUUUGUUGGAGAACGGGAUUUGGGAGCUCGUCGAAAAGCCGGAGGGGGUGAAGCCGGUUCCCAUGAAGUGGGUUUACAAGAUUAAGCGGGAUGCGCUUGGGAACGUGGAGCGGUAUAAGUCUCGGUUGGUGGCAAAAGGGUACUUGCAAAAGCAAGGGAUUGACUUCCAGGAGGUCUAUGCCCCGGUGAGCAAGCACACAACCUUGAGGGCGCUUCUCGCGGUGCUUGCGGCGCGCGACCUAGAGCUUCACCAACUCGACGUCAAGACGGCGUUCCUCAACGGCGAGCUGGAGGAGACGAUCUACAUGAAGCAGCCGCAGGGGUACGAGCAAGGCGGGCCGGAGAUGGUUUGCCUCCUCAAGCGCUCCCUUUACGGGUUGCGCCAGGCGCCGCGGGCUUGGUACCUGCGCCUGAAGGAGGAGCUCGGGUUGCUUGAGUUUGGGGCGUCCGUAGCGGACGCGGCGCUUUUCGUGGGGGAGGUCGACGGGGAGGAGGUCUUCCUUCUCGUUUGGGUGGACGACAUCCUCAUCGCCACUCGUGGGAAGGACCGCGUGGCAAAGAUGAAGGCCCACCUCGCGCGGACGUUCGACAUGAGGAACUUGGGGGAGGCGACUUACUUCCUCGGGAUGGAGUUGGCGCGCGACCGGGAGGCGCGCACCCUGAAGCUGACGCAGAAGAAGCAGACGGGGGAGCUCCUUGGACGACACGGGUUGGCGGGCGCGGGGGCGCGCGGGCGCGCUCGGUUCCCCUCGGCCGUGGGGGCACUGGCGCGCUACACGAGCGCGCCAACGGAGGCGCAUUGGGCGGCGGCGCUCGGGGUGGUGCGCUAUUUGGCGGGGACGGCGGAGGCCGGGGUAACCUUUGGGGGGAGCGAUGAGCUCCUUGAGGUGUUUUGCGAUGCGGAUUUUGCGGGGGACGUUGACUCGAGGCGUUCCACGACGGGGUACGUCUUCCUGAUGUACGGGGGAGCGGUGAGUUGGUCAAGCCGUUUGCAGCCGACGGUGGCGGUGUCCACGGUGGAGGCGGAGUUUAUGAGCGCGGCGCAGGCGGUGAAGGAGGCGCUGUGGUUUCGCAAGCUCGGGGGAGACUUGGGGUUGGGCCUUGGCACGGUCCCAAUCAACUGCGACAACCAAGGGGCAAUACAGCUCCUGAAGCAUCCGGUCGCAGCACUGCGGUCGAAGCACAUUGACGUGCUACAUCACUUUGCACGGGAGCGGGUGGCGCGCAAGGAGGUUGGGUUCGCGUACUGCGGGACGGACGACAUGAAGGCGGACAUCAUGACCAAGGCGCUGACUCCGGGGAAGUUCUCCAAGUGCAGGAAGGAGAUAGGAAUUGCGUAG